GCUUUUUUGCCUUAUAAUGUUGGUGGGUAGGCGUUCAUCUGCCUUAAAGUUGAACAGGCCUAAAGCAGGUGUGAGUAUUCUUUAUUCUAGUCUUCGACUGUAAAGUGCAAGGUUCUCAACGACGAAGUUAGGAGUUUCAUUCGCUCCGUUAAAAAAAAUACACUUUUUGUGUUCCACGGCGUCGGAAGAAGCGCUUCUCGCCUAAUCCUUCCGACGUUCCACGUUCAUUGGCUACUCCAAGCUGUACCACGUGAAUGAGCUUCUUCCAGUCUUUUCCGAUUGAAUAAUACAGCGGAUGAAGAGAAUCCUGGAUUUAUGCAGAAAAUCCGAAAACUAACCACGUCCAUCACAACCGAUUGACUUCUACGUCGGCCCGCUCUGCUCAAGUGUUAAUGCAGGGAAGACACCAAACUAAGUCAGUCACGACAGAUGAGUCAAUGAACAGCCCACGUCCGCUCAUGCGUCAGUUUUGGGCUCUGUGCAUAAGCGCUUAAGCACAAUGGACCGAAGGGUGGCACUGAGUCAUGUGAUAGACGUUGCAGUGAACGUCGAGUGUCGGAGGAAUAAGGCGAGGAGCACUUUUUCUGACGAAUGGCCACAGUGAAGAAAACAACACUGCACGACAAAUGUUGAAAGCUUACACACCUAUCGCACACCAAAAAAAAUUGUCAGUGAAUUUUGCCUCACAAAUCCCUGUAGUUAAAUUAUGAAAAAAAAAAAAAACGUGCCAUACAUCAGCGCCCAGUUUCGCUAUGUUCUGGGCUUUCACCUUAUAUCUUCGGUGCACUGGAAUUAACGAUAAAGGGCGUACAAUACAAGCACGUGUUGUGCUUCGAAAUGACUAAAAAUUGCAAAUAUUGAAACAGUAAAGCAAAACAGCACAAGACGACAGUGUGCUGCCGAUUAGUCUAAAGAGGCAGUGUCAGAAGGACGGCAGUAUUUCAUUUUUUGCAAUGCAUUGACAAAUAUAAUUGAACGUAACGCUGAUACCAAAACGAAACUUAAUACAUAGUUCGUCUUUCAACCCAUAUAGUGUAUAGUAUAGAGUCAUCAGUAUUUGUUUCACCAUCAUUACGAACCGCACCUUACUGCAUGUUAGUUGACCCCACAUAACUGUACAUUAAUGCACUGAGUAUAUGGCUAGCAAAAAGUGAACGUGGAUACAAUGCAGCAGACACAACUGUCAUGGGUAUUUUCAGAAACUGAGAGGGAAAUAGUGGAAAAACGGCAGAAGAAACGUAUGGCUAAGCCAUGACUUGAUGACGAAUAUGAAAUUGGGGACCCACCCAUUGCAAAGAAGCAAAAAAAUGAUGGCCAGCGUGUGCGGAAAAACAGGGCUGCUGCUCAGCAGGACACGUGGCAGGACAUUCUGCGGGAACAUGUGCCGGAGUCAAAGAAAAGAAAGGCUCGGAUACAUGAAUCCGAUACAGACUCGGUGAGCAGCAGUGACUGUUUGGUAGCAGCUGACGAAGUCAAGAAAGCGGAAGCUGAAGCAACAUUUUGGCGACGUCGCUAUGAAGCAGCAGAAAAGAGGUCCCAGCUCUUGGAAACUAAAGUCAGCAACCUUGAAGAAUGCCGGCAUUCAAAGAUGCUAUUAAUGGAACCAGCCAUAGAAAGAUUCCUGCAAGCUGCAUCCCGUUUGCCUGAGACCACAACUGCAUCAUCAUCUUCAAUGGCCUUGGACAUUGCGGAUGAUGGUCCUACCCACACGUCUUCCGUAUCAGAGGCGUCCCUCUCGCAGGCCAGCAGCCCAUGUUAUGUUUCAAAUGCACCAUUGCCAGCUGCGGGACCUAGCAAGCUUCCACCACCUUUCACACAAGUGGGUGACCAGGUCCACUUGACUUCGGGCGUAUUGGUAACGUCACAGCAAGCAAGAAAGAUCUUCGGGAACAAAAAAGCCACCAUUGUGGUCAAAGAUGCUGCGGAGGCAAUUUGGGGCACGCCGUCUUUGGCACUUCGUACACCCACAGGGAUGAGCACCAAUGGAGACAAGAUGAAGCUGACUCCUUAAAAAGGUUGACGUUGUCAGAGCAACACUCCAUGAAUGGGGAAAAAGACGCAGCGUUUGCAUCACAGACAUUGAAGACAAGCUAAACGCGGUGUUGUCAUCGAAGUGCCAGGACGCUGCUCGCAAGGGAAAGAAUUAAGUACAAGUUGACGUACCUUCUUUAGCCAAGCAAAAUGUCUUCAUCACUCAUGGACAUACUGUAACCUACCUUUUAUUGACUGUGAUAGCCGCGCAGUUUUGUUUCUUUUUGAAAACUUGUUAUUGUUGUGCACAGGAGCACACAUUGCUCACCCUUAGUACCAUCUCGCUAUUGUGAAGUACUGUUCAUUGUUUUGUCUUCUCCUGUUCAGGUCAGGUCAUCUAAAUCUGCCGUACUAUUGAGCCGCGCUGUGCUCUUUUUUUCUUUUUUGUCUUAAAUUGGUGUUUGCAGGCAGUGUCAGUGCUGGCUGACAUCAACUCACUGCUUACACAUCGAUUUUUGUAGCAACGUUUUCUCGGCUUGCUAUCUGAUCUGCAGUCAUAUAAAAUAGAAAACCGAAGGAACCCAAUAUCGGUAUACACAGAAAAGCGAAAUCAGCAUCAGGUGACAUUAUCAGUAGCAUCGUACUUAAGGCCUAAAUAAUAGCUGUAGCACAAUCAGGAACAGACAAACCGUGCAAUGGAGCCUUCUGGCUUACGUUCAGCCAUAUACCAGAACAAGGUCAUCCACAAAAAUAAGAUGUCCACCAUCAUGUGUGGUCAGCCACAAACCUGAAGACUACCUGCAAAUGCCUUUCCAUUGAAAAGAGGAGGGAUUGCUUUCUCUGAAUCUCACUAUAAUGCCAGCAUGCAUCCUGAUAUGUAGGAAGGUGUUUUUCUUGAGAAGGUCAUUAUCACAUGUUCAUAAAAACAUCGGGAAUGCUAUACUCAUUUGGCAUUUGACACAUAAAGCUUGUGGCUUCUUUAACGUUUUAUUAUUUCGUUUUUAUCAGAUAGUGUGCGCUAUCGCCUCACAUAGUAUUUCACAUUAGCCUGGUGUACAGAGCGACAUAUCUGUGGUAACCUACCCCAUUUUAGUGUUUCAUACGUCAUUUUCAGUCAGAGUGCAAAUGUAGGCAUAAUAACUGUCAAUGAGUGAAGUUGCCUAAUUGAGCCAGUGUGUUAUAUACUCAAGAGAAAGAAAAAAGUGUCUAAUAAUAUAUGUUUCAACAUUAAGUUUUUGUAAGUCUAUAUAGGUCGAACACAUUCAUCUGAAAUCUCCAGCCCCUCGAAGAAAGCAGUUGUGUCAGCUCCGUCAUGCAUGCUAAGAUCAUACCACGUCACCUCUGAGUGAGGGUCACUGUUGGUAGUGUAAAUAACGUUCUGUAAAGUGUACAGUACCCUACGUAGUCACAGAACACCGUGUAAGUACUGCGUACCUGGUGUUCUCCUGAAAACAAUAAUGGUACCACUCUGUGAUAUCCCAUACCACCAGUAUGAUGCUGUGCGGCCAGGUGCUGUAGAAUUCCGACAGUUGUGUCUAUCGAACUACGUUUUUGUUGCAAGUGACAAUGUUAACUCAAUUCGGUAAAUCUGUAUCCUCAAUGUGCACCGAGUCAUCUAGCACAGAUUGAGUUCGGAUCAGCUUGAUCCCUUUAUUGUGUUUGGAAAACAAUAAAUUGCUUUAGAACUUGUU
Messenger RNA from Ornithodoros turicata, 3662 nucleotides. RefSeq lists its product as uncharacterized. The transcript is spliced from 8 exons. NCBI's taxonomy places the organism in Eukaryota, Metazoa, Arthropoda, Arachnida, Ixodida, Argasidae. The coding region runs from base 1589 to 2011 and encodes 140 amino acids. The record is from RefSeq and is a predicted model, not a curated record.